Molecule: messenger RNA, 4878 nt
Organism: Diabrotica virgifera virgifera (western corn rootworm)
Lineage: Eukaryota; Metazoa; Arthropoda; Insecta; Coleoptera; Chrysomelidae
Product: zinc finger protein 501-like
Exons: 2
Coding region: 134-1405 (423 amino acids)
Cellular component (GO): nucleus
Source: RefSeq, a predicted model, not a curated record
UUAGACAGAUGACAGUGACAGAUCGACAGAUGAGCGAAUUUUCAUUUUCCUUAUCUUUCGUUUUGUUUGUUUUUCUUUUUAUGUACUUUUUGUGUUAAUAUUUUUGUAAUAAACAAAACCAAACUUUAAACAAAUGGAAAUGGAAGUUAAACAAGAAGUUGCUGAUGAGACAUGUUCAGCAGAAAUGUAUUGUAAUGCUGUUGAUGAUGGCCCUUUGGAUAUUUGUAAAAUCGAAAUUAAGGAAGAACCCCUAAGAGAAAGUACACAUGAUGAUAGAUUUGAAUAUGUAGCUUUACAGAAAAUUCCCAUAAAGACCGAAAUAAAACAAGAGGAAUAUAAACUUUCGUCAUUUAAAGAGGGACAAACAAAUACAGAUGGCUUUUCCCAAGAGGAGAACACAUUGGAGACUAUGAAAACAAUACCCGUACUCACAUGUACCAAAGAACAACAUGUUAGUCAACCAGUUGAAGAAAAUACAUUAAAAUGUGAAAUUUGUGUUACCCACUUUACCCAUAGAAGAUCAUUAAAUAGUCACAUGAAAAUUCACACUGGAGGAAAACCUCACGAGUGUGAAAUUUGUUUUAAUCAAUUUAUUGAAGCAGGUCAUUUGAAAAAACAUUUGAGAGUACACACUGAAAAACCUUACCAUUGUGAAAUUUGUUUUAAGCUAUUUUCUCAUGCAAAUUCUUUGAAAAAACAUUUGAGAGUGCACACUGGAGAGAAACCUUACAAGUGUGAAAUUUGUUUUAAACAAUUUAGUCAAGCAGGUUGUUUGAAAAAACAUUUGAGAGUGCACACUGGAGAAAAACCUUACAAGUGUGAAAUUUGUUUUAAACAAUUUAGUCAAGCAGGUUGUUUGAAAAAACAUUUGAGAGUGCACACUGGAGAAAAACCUUACCAGUGUGAGCUUUGUUUUAAACAAUUUAGUCAAGCAGGUAGCUUGAAAAAACAUUUGAGAGUGCACACUGGAGAAAAACCUUACAAGUGUGAAAUUUGUUUUAAGCAAUUUCGUGAAGCAGGUCAUUUGAAAAAACAUUUGAGAGUACACACUGGUGAAAAACCUUACCAGUGUGAAAUUUGUUUUAAGCAGUUUAGUAAAGUAUGUAAUUUGAAACCACAUUUGAGAGUUCACACUGGAGAAACACCUUACAAGUGUGAAAUUUGUUUUAAGCGAUUUAAUCAAGCAGCUAGUUUAAAAACACAUUUGAGGGUGCACAGUGGAGAAAAACCUUACCAGUGUGAAGUUUGUUUUAAGCAAUUUAUUGGAGCAAAUGAUUUGAAAAAACAUUUGAGGGUGCAUACUGGAGAAAAACCUCAUAAGUGUCAGAUUUGUUUUAAGCAAUUUAGUCAAGCAGGUAGUUUAAAAAUACAUUUGAGGACACACACUGGAGAAAAACCAGUGUGAAAUUUGUCUUAAUUAAUUUAGCCAAAAAUGUACUUUGAAAUUGCAUGAGAUUUCACUCUGGAAUAAAAGCCUAAGGCGGCGUUCAUACUCGGGCGAUACCCGAUAAGCGACAUUUUAUCGCCACAAUAUAUUGCUAGCUAGGUAGGUUCAAACAGAACGGACGAUAAAUCGCCGUGACCAUGCAAUGAUAAUGGAAGCACAAUUCAUUACAGUUAAUAUUAUGAGCUCAAUUGAGGAAUACGUUGUAGUGGCUUAUGCGUAAAAUGAGAAGAAAAUUCUGGGUACAUCCUUAUAAUCUUAUCAACGCGCACCAUAGCUCAGCUGUUGUUUCCAGAGAGCUGUAUCAACACGAAUUAUUAGUUCAAAGAAGUUCAAAGACCGGUAUCUUUUAUUUCUGAUGUCAUUUCCAUUCAUACAGUACUGCAAGCAGGAAGGGAAUAGUUCUAGAUGCUCUGCCGAGCUUUCACUAAAUUUAUGAAAAGAAUCACAGAACUGUCUUCUUUUCUUCCCGACAUGUAGUACUUCUAGUCAGAGUCAGGGCCGCGCCGUCCACGUGUGCAAUGUGUGCCGCGCACACAAGCGCCAGCAAUUAAGGGGCGCCACUAGAGUUUUCACAAAAAUUUUAGACGGAUCAAAAUAACACAUACCCAUUUUUUUUCAGCUUCUACCAAACGUUGGGAUAUCAUAAAACAACACUUUGCAAGUCUGGUUUUAUGCAUUUAUCUAAUUCACGCUGGUUCAGCAAAAUUGAUUUUUUAAAGACAUACAAAAAUUUGUCAGAAAUUGAUUGUGCUUUAUGUGAUAUAACGCAUUAGGAUAAGAUCGUGAUUGAAAUUAUCAAGCUAGAUGUUUAGGAGAUAAAAUAUCAACCUUUACAUUCAUAUGGUCAGUUGUGCAGCCUACGUUUCUAUGGUAUAAAGUUCUGAUAAAAGUUAACUUUGUUAGCAAAAUUUUUCAAUCAAAAAUAAUGAAUAUGCAGCUGGCCCUAAAUGCUUUACAAGAGAUAAAACAAUAAUUAUUGCUAGAGUUUCGGACAGAUAUCAAAUUUAAUGAUGUAAUUACUACAGCAAAUGAAACUGCAGAGAAACUGAAUGUGAAGCCCAGUUAUCAACCAGCCACACAGUUACGUCUUCGGAAAAAAAGCUGACAGUUCGAUUAAAAUGUCAUACAAAGUUUAUUUCUCUCGUUGUGUUCUCGAGCAAGCAUUAAUGUCAGUAAAUGAAAGAUUUUCAUAUUGGAAAAUCAUGUUAAUUCUUUCAAAUUUUUAUAUAAUUUUAACGACAGUACAGAAAACUCACAAUUAAAACUUUUGUGUAGAAAUUUGGAAACAAAAACUGAGGUUUAAUGAUCACAGAUAUAUAUUAUAGAGGGAGACGAUUUGUUUAAAGAAUUAUAUGAAUUAUACAGCUUCAGCCGUUGUUAAAAGAAUUAAAUAAUGAUGUUUGUAAAAUUUUAAAAUAUAUAUUUUUAAAGUAAUUAGCUGUUUGUUCUUCUUGACAGUGGCGUGCUGGCCAUAUAAAUGAAACGGUGCCAUCACCGAGAGGCUGCGGCCUCGUGAGACCGGUCAAAUAGGUGUUCCUUAUAAUAGAAGGAAAAAUGGGGAUGGGAGGCCGCUUGAAAAGGUACAGCACGCCAAUGCUUCUUGAUGUGCCUAUCCGUGAUGAAUGUUGUCGAUCAUCAUGGCAAUCUUUAUCUUAGCUAUAUCCGCGCUGUUCAGAGCGGAAAAGCUGCACAGAUGUUGUGUUGAACCAGGUUCUGCGGUUCUUUAACCAGGAUGUUCUUCCUGGAUCUCGCUUUCCAAAUAUUUUUCUUUGUACGAUGGCCUGUAGUAGGGCAUAUCUGGAGUGAUUUCACAUACUGUGUAUAAAGUAUUCUAACUUCGAUAUUUGAUGGUGGUCAGCACCUCUCGGUUCUUCUUCAUUUUUCUGAGGACCUUCUCAUUUGUGACCCGGUCAGUCCACGUGAUUUUAAGAAUUCUACGGUAUAGCCACAUCUCAAAGCUUCCAAUUUUCUGCAUAUAUCUUCGUCGCAAAGUCCACGAUUCAACACCAUAAAAAAGGACAGAGAAGGCGUAGCAUCUCAGCAUUCUUACUUUUAUACCAAGAGAGAGGUUGUGACUCUUGAAGAAAGCCCCCAUACCUACGGUUGAAGGUGAAUUUAGCUUUUCCAAUGCGCGCUGUUAUUUCUUGGUUGAUAGUUCAUUCUUCAUUUAUGAUGGUGUCGAGGUAGUUGUGUGCGUCACUCUUUCUACAGGGGAUUGGUUGAUUUAGAGUUGCCCUUCUGUUAUCUUUUUCUUGCUAAUGGUCAUAAGCUUUGUCUUCAUUGCGUUUAUAUUGAGUCCAUAUUAUCGACUGUAAUAUGUGAUUUUGUUCAUAAGGACUUGUAGAUCUUCUAGGUUGUCCGCAAAGAUUAUGGUAUCAUCUGCAUACCUGAUGUUAUUUAGCAGGUACCCGUUUAGAUGAUAGCCAAAAGAAGAAAACCCGUUUAGUAGAAUUCCUUUUUGAGUUUCGUUUAAAGAUUCGAUAAAUAUUCUUUCAGAGUAGAGAUUGAAAAUUAGAGUGUACAAUUAUUUUAAUUAUAGUGUAAUUAUUUUAACUUGGUGUAUUUUCCUGUUGCAUAUAAAUAUGAGAAUUUUUAGUUACUUUUGUUUCAUUACAAUAAAUAUAAUUGUUCAUUUUCACAUUAUUUAAUUUAACUAGACGAUUUAAAAAAAAUGCGUAUUUUUGGGCGUCGUUAAAUGUUUUGCACACAGGCGCUAACACGUGCUGGCGCGGCACUGGUCAGAGUUAGGCUACUGCUCUCUUUUAAAAUGGGUCGAUUUAUAAUUAGGAGUGAAUUACCUAGUGCUAGUGCGAGUACCAGUUCAAGUGAACGAAAUGAACAUCUGACUGAUGAUGAAAACAUUUCGGAGUAUAUACUUGCGAAACGUAAACGGAUUGCCAAUAGUGAUUGUGUAAAGGGAAUUAUUCGUCAGUACCAUUCGAUACGUCAUCAAUGGCCUGGGUGCGAAAUCUAUAUAUCGAGUCGGCUUAUGACGCGGCCUUGUUCAUUACUGAUGAAGAGGGUGAACUGAUAGAUAUAAAAACAACCGUGGACUUAAAUUUAAGUACAGUAAACUAUUUGAAGAAGCGGAGGCUCAGUCAAAACUGAAGAAAAUCAAAGUUAAUGUGGAUGUUGCAUCAUUUUGGAUUCCCCUCUUCAAUGAAUAUCCACUGAUUACAAAGAAAGCUAUGAAUGCAAUAAUACCGUUUUCAACUUCUUAUGUCUUAAAAUCUUUGGACGACUUGAGGGUAUGCUUGUCUACCAUACGUCCUAGAAAGAAUUUAAUAAUGAAAGGUCACCAAGCACAAAUAUCGCAUUAGAUGUGGUGUCAAUAUUUUUAUUUAGACGGACAUUCUGCUUUUUACUCCAUUAUUUUUGAUUAUCAACGUGUCGCUUUUAACACAAAAUAUAUGUUUGUAAGUGCAUUAAAA